This is a messenger RNA of Seriola dumerili (greater amberjack), 1906 nucleotides long. Its product is annotated as coenzyme Q-binding protein COQ10 homolog, mitochondrial-like. Gene Ontology annotation, molecular function: ubiquinone binding. Lineage: Eukaryota; Metazoa; Chordata; Actinopteri; Carangiformes; Carangidae. The transcript is spliced from 5 exons. Gene Ontology annotation, cellular component: mitochondrion. Gene Ontology annotation, biological process: ubiquinone biosynthetic process; cellular respiration. Bases 113 to 814 code for a protein of 233 amino acids. The record is from RefSeq and is a predicted model, not a curated record.
UUUGUUCAGUCUGAACAACGUUGAGUUGCUGUUGUUGCUGCUGCGGUUAAAAACACAGUCGUCUCUCUAAAGAACUCGUAUUAGCUUUUUUUGUGUGUGUGUAAACUUCACAAUGGCGAACAAAACGACACCUCUUCUCUUCAAAGCGCUGCUGGACAUGUCUGAAGUCCACUCCUCGAAAGUUGUGCGAGGAAACACUAAAGGAGCAAAUUUCAGACACUUGGGAUCCUGUGGGGCCCUGGCAGUGAGGAGGAGCAGCCUGCCCAUCAGCCCCGCCACCUCCAUCUGCAUCCCCAGCCGCAGCUUCAUCAACCUGGCUCUUCCUAUCAGCUCCCGCAGGAUGGAGUACACCGAGUGCCGGACAUUAGGGUAUACUCCAGAGCAGAUGUACAAGGUGGUGGCCAGUGUGGACCAGUACCACCACUUUGUUCCCUGGUGCAAGAAGUCUCGGGUGGCGAAGGGACAAAAUGGUGAUGUCCGGGCGGAGCUCGAAAUAGGUUUUCCCCCCAUCGUGGAGCGCUACACCUCUGAGGUCACAGUUGUCCCAAACCAUCAAGUCAGAGCUGUGUGCACUGAUGGAUCCCUAUUCAGCCACCUUGAAACAACAUGGAGGUUUGCCCCUGGAGCCAAAGACCUACCAGACUCAUGCAAAGUGGAUUUCUAUGUGUCAUUUGAGUUCAAGUCCAUUCUGCACUCUCAGCUGGCCAGCGUGUUCUUUGACGAAGUGGUGAAGCAGAUGGUCAGUGCCUUUGAGUCACGGGCGGCAACACUUUACAGGAACCAGCAGGUGUCACUGAGGAGGCGGUCUACAUGAGGCAACCCUACCCUCUAUCCACAUCCACUCGGACCUUUAAACAAACCCUGCCAGCCUGCUGCUCAUACCUACAGUCAACACUUGUUUUACACAGGAGACAGGAUCUUUUCAGAUUCUUUUUGCACUGACUCAUAUCCUAUUCUUGAGUUGACAUGCACAGGAAAUAUACUUAAAACUAUUUAUUUAUAAGCCACAAACUAAUUUAUUUAUUUUCUUGUACUUAUAUAUUUAUUUUACAGUUAGGAAUAAAUGCAUUGUUUUCAAUUAUCAUUUUGUUUUUUUUUUUAAUUCUGGGAUAAUGUACAGUCAAGUGACUGCUGCUCAGUGCUGAAACAUCUAAAAGGGUUCAGAGCUUUUUCCUGUCUGGCAUUAUUUCCGUCAGUGGAAAUUAAAAAGCUCUUGUUGUGUGGUAAACAUGUGUCCAAGCAUUUCAUCUGAAACUGCUUACUCCUUGUUAUGUCUGGCCAAAGGUGUGGGAAAAAAAGCAUGUGCUUUCAGGACCAGUUGUAUAAGCAAAGUACCACUGACCUGAGGCUACAGUCAAUACUUCCUUCCUAACCAGGUCCCUGUUAAAACUGAAAUGCUGUGGCUAUAUGCAGCCUAUAUUCAAAAACUUCAUUUAAACUACAUUUAGUCCAGUUUUAAAAUUUUCUUUUCAGCUGAAUUACAAUCACCCUCAAAAGAUGUUGAAAAAUCAUUAGACCUAUUUAUUGAUCAAUGUCUUGUGUGUUUAGAGGUUAACACAGUUUUCUUUAUUUUUAUUUACAGCAAUUAAUGUACGUCAUGGUCUGUUACAUGUUGAGAAACCUCUAAAAGGAAAUGGGGUGAUUUUGCUUGUGCUUGACCAUUUUAGCAGCACAGAAUACAAACUACAAGUACAAAAUCAAUUGCCUUUGCCACAAAGUUGCUGCUGGUUUGCUUUUCUGCUUCCCCAUAAGAAGCAGAAAAAAUUUACUGGAGGAGCAAAAGUGCUCCUCAUGUCUGGAAUCCUGGUAAAUGUGCCUGAAAAUACGAAUCAAGUCCGGCCCAGUGGUGUUGUUGCAGAAAUCUCUGAAACACACUGGUUUGUUGUUUGGAAAUAUGUGAGUUUUC